Messenger RNA from Tetranychus urticae (two-spotted spider mite), 1829 nucleotides. RefSeq lists its product as uncharacterized. Gene Ontology annotation, molecular function: transcription coactivator activity; protein binding. The record is from RefSeq and is a predicted model, not a curated record. Gene Ontology annotation, biological process: positive regulation of transcription by RNA polymerase II; hippo signaling. NCBI's taxonomy places the organism in Eukaryota, Metazoa, Arthropoda, Arachnida, Trombidiformes, Tetranychidae. Gene Ontology annotation, cellular component: nucleus; cytoplasm.
CCAAAGUAAUCAACCUUACUUUUUAUUUUACAAUUAUUUUUGUGAUUUUAUUUAUUUAUUUUUUUUUUGUUUUCUCGGCAAUAAUAAUCAUUAUUAUUUAUUUUAAGUUUUGUAAAUUAUUUUCAGUUGUUUAUUUCAGAUAUUGUUUCAUUUAUGCUUCUUUUUCUUUUUUCUUUCUUUCUUUUUUUCAUGUUUUAAAGGUUGAAGAGAGAAACAGUGGUUGUGAAGCUGCUUUUUUUGCCAUAGACAACGAAACAUAAACUAGCUACUAAGGUGUAAAAAUGGCAGGAAACCACAAAUCUAAUCAUAUUGUUAGAUUGAACGAAGAUGCCAAUCACAAUUUAGAUGAAUUAUUUAGAGCGGCCAUAGGUCCCAAGGAUGGUCGUGUGCCCUUAAGUAAACCAAUGCGCCAACGUGACUUACCAGCAUCUUUUUUUACACCACCUGAGAAAGGAUCUAAAUCGGCUUCACAUAGCCGUGAGUCAAGUUUGGAUGCAACAAGUUUGGACUCUACACCAACUCUGUGUAACCCUACCCCUCGUCCCGGAAUCACGAUCAAUCACUUUCGUGCUCACUCUUCUCCGGCAACACUUCAAGCAACUUUUGCAGUUGCCCCACAGCCUCGCGGUUAUGAUUUCGACAAACUACCCGAAGGGUGGCAAAUGGCCUUUGAAGCCAAGACAGGCAAACCAUAUUACAUAAAUCAUAUUUCUAGAACAACUACUUGGGAAGAUCCUCGGCUAACUGCCUUCAGACUUAGAAAUGAAGCUUUACAGCUGGAAAUGCAGCUUCAACAGCAACAACAGCAGCAACAGCAACAACAACAGCAGCAACAGCAGCAGCAGCAACAACAACAACAGCAACAACAACAGCAGCAGCAACAACAACAACAACAAACACAGCAACAGCAACAACCACAGCCACAGCCACAACAACAACAACCACCCCCACCACUACCACAACCACAACCAUCAUCUCAGCAACAGACCCAACUUCAACCUCAACCUCAACCCCAGCCGCAACCUCAGCAGCCGCAGCAACAACCACAGCAACCACAACCGCAACCACAACCUCAACCACAACCACAGCCACAACAAAUACCACAACAGCUACCACAAACUUUACCGCAGUUACAGGUGCAGCUUCAACAACAACAGUCUCAACCACAACCACAACAACAACAACAAUCGCAACCCCAAACACAACCAUUACCAUUGCCAAUACCACAAUUACAGGCGCAGCUCCAACAACAAAUUCAACAAGAACUAGCUCUCCGUCGUGUUAAGGAAUUAACAGAUGAAAGAGAGAAAUUGAGGCAGCGGGCUGCUGAAAUUCAGAAUCAACAGAAAAACUUCACGACAAAUAUUGAUCCCUUCCUGAGUGGAAGCGAUGCAAUUAUUUUAGACCAUUCUCGACAAGAAAGUGCUGACUCAGGUCUAGGUCUAAGCCAUAAUCUUGAUCUUCCUUAUACUCCUAAUGAUUUACAAAACGCCGACGACCUCGGGUUAGACAGUUUGUCUAUAACUAAUAUGGAUCUUGAAACUGAUGCGAUGGAUUUAAUGUGUUUACCCGAGGAGCUAAAUACGGACAUCGUUCUAUCCGAUCUAGAAGCUUUCCUUACGAAUGCCAAUAUAACUACUUCUAAGGAUGUUUGGAUAUAAUAAGAAAAAAAAUGCUGAUAAUAAAGUGCCUUGAAUAACAAAUCAAAUCUAAAAGCUCUCGAAAAAUUGUAAUACGUCCUUAAAUUUGAAUUUCAAUUCAAUACACUUCUUAAUUAACAGUUUUCAAAGUCUUUUAUUUGUUCAAUAAAUAAGGUCAAUAGACACUGA